Messenger RNA from Drosophila miranda, 699 nucleotides. It is a transcript of the gene ND-18, whose product is annotated as NADH dehydrogenase [ubiquinone] iron-sulfur protein 4, mitochondrial. Bases 94 to 639 code for a protein of 181 amino acids. Gene Ontology annotation, biological process: electron transport chain. Lineage: Eukaryota; Metazoa; Arthropoda; Insecta; Diptera; Drosophilidae. The record is from RefSeq and is a predicted model, not a curated record. The transcript has 3 exons.
CACUGCAGUGAAAGUUCGUUCGUUCAUGAGCGACCACACUAAACAAAACCGAUUGAUUUCUGUUCCAAAUUUUACGUAAUUCUACCUGCGAAAAUGUCGCUUGUACGCCAAGUAAUGUGCAGGACUACAUCCUUUCAGCUAUUAAACGUCAAUAAAAUCACAACUUCCCGCUGCGCUUCUACCAAAGAUACUGCUCCAUUGGAUCUAAAAACGGCCUUGGCCCGUCCUGAGGAGUUGGAACAGCGCAACAAAUUGAGUGGAAAGAUCACCGUGCCCACUGCCGUAAAUCUUGGUCCCAUUUCCGGAGUGCCCGGGGAGCAGCUGAAGGACCGUCGUGUGCGCAUUCACAUACCACCUAAGAAUGCAAUGCAAAGCGGCACAGACAACAUUAACACUUGGCAGAUUGAGUUCGACAAUCGGGAGCGAUGGGAAAACCCUCUAAUGGGCUGGGCCUCUUCUGGCGACCCGCUCUCCAAUUUAAAUGUGCAGUUCGGAACCAAAGACGAAGCCAUCACCUACUGUGAACGCAACGGCUGGCGUUGGUAUAUCGAUGGCGAAGAGAAGCCCAAGAAGGAGCGCGUCAAGAACUACGGGAUCAACUUUUCCUGGAACAAGCGCACACGUGUCUCCACCAAGUAGAUUGGGCAGUUUAAUCACUCGAUGAACUAUCACUGUUGAAAUACAUGAACAAAAAAAUCA